AUGCUGCAGGCGAGAUUGGCGCCCAUAGCGGCAGUCGGGUUCAGAAUAUUCGGGUACGCGGGCGGUUUAGUUCUUUCACGGUUUGCGACCCUGUCGCCGUCCGCUUUGUCCUCAUUCUACCCUUCCAAAUCGCUAAUCCAGCUGUACCAUGCUGUGUCUAUUCUGCCCAGUCUCAUAUCAGUAAUAAUAUGGUGGCUCAUGCUGGACAAGUCGCCUCUAGUUCUAACCACUGGUCUCGCUCGCAUUUUGGCAGCUGCUCUGUCCGUGUACAUAACCGCUUCUGACUCGGUGAGCUGGCAUGGUAACUCUGCCGCACUAUACGUCGGUUUAACCCUACUAUGGAUGUAUAUUCUUUCCCGUCACAAUUGUCCUCUGCAAAGAACGCGUGGAAAAAUCGGUGCUGCCUAUCUUGUGGUCCUUUUCCUUUUCAUGCAUUUCCAGGGCCACUACCUCAGCGGGGGUGACGGCUAUGCUACAGUAGUUUUUUUGAGAUUGGUCCAGAUCAGUCUGGACAUUGUGUUUGAAAUUCUAGCAUACAACGACUUUAGUGGAGUUCUACUGGGAGUUGGGUAUUCGAAAAAAUACGACGUGUAG
Molecule: messenger RNA, 594 nt
Organism: Wickerhamiella sorbophila
Lineage: Eukaryota; Fungi; Ascomycota; Dipodascomycetes; Dipodascales; Trichomonascaceae
Exons: 1
Coding region: 1-594 (197 amino acids)
Source: RefSeq, a predicted model, not a curated record